AUGAACACCAGCAGCCACCCUCCUUCUAACGACAACCCACCGCGAGCGUCGCUUCUUGGCCUCCCAACCGAGCUACGCCUCGAGAUUUACGACUACGUCUUCGCACCCUUCGAGCACCGCCAACGAAAGCCGCUCGUAUACUACGACAAAAGCAGCCAGAUCCGAGGCCCGAAGCCAGGUCUAUCAAUCCACGUCUCCGACAACGGUCAAGAGCAUUGGUUUGAAUUGGUAUUCGCACUCACAGGAAGCGCAGAGAAGCAGCAGGAAGAAUGCGAACAUUAUACUGCUCUGUUCUCCGUACCGUGGGUCUGCAGGCAGAUACGUGCUGAACUGAGGAAUCUUGUUCUUGAAGUACCGCCUAUCAGUAAGAUCUGCUUUAUGUUUGCGGACUUUACACGAGGGGAUAUGGAAAGAUUUGUGGAUGCUCUUGGCCAGGAGAAUACGAAAUGCAUACGCAAAUGGAUCAUGAACGGAUCUGGAAAAUGUUUUCAUCGGCAAUAUCGCGAGGGACACCUGUUCAAGGGCUGGCAUGGCGGGCCAGGACCGUGUUCGUUCUUCGAAGACGGCGUGAACGAAUGCAACCGGAGGUGUAUACAACUCGACCCCCCCCUACAAGACUGGAAAGUGCAAGAGGCAUGUUACGGUGGAAUUGGACAAGCAUGA
This is a messenger RNA of Zasmidium cellare ATCC 36951, 663 nucleotides long. RefSeq lists its product as uncharacterized. The transcript has a single exon. Lineage: Eukaryota; Fungi; Ascomycota; Dothideomycetes; Mycosphaerellales; Mycosphaerellaceae. The record is from RefSeq and is a predicted model, not a curated record. The coding region runs from base 1 to 663 and encodes 220 amino acids.